CGCGAUCUCCAGCCCGCCAGCACCAGCUCCAAUCGUGAAUCCCUACGAUCUACAACUCCGCCGUCCGCGCCGAUCCCGUCUAUUGUCCGGCUCGCGACUUGUCUUCUAUUCAGCCUCGUUUUGGGACUCCGAAGGCGGACCGCCGUCCGUUUCUCUCACGUGGGCGGCCGCGCAUCCCAUCAUCGUCACCUCCGAUCCAACUGCCCGGAGCUCUCCUUGCCAGUCUCAGCUAUGCUCAUCGCGCGCUGUCACCUUAUGUCAUGAGCGCGAUGCCUGCCUCGUCCCCUUCGGCUCGACCGCCCUCUCUCUUGCCUGAGCGCCGGAAUUGGAGAAGGGCUUCCGGCUUAUCUGUUGUCUCCCCGAUCAGCGAGCGCCCGACCCCGGAUAAUGGCCAGCCCCCCGCGAUCACCGAGGAGAUCAGCGAAAUCAAGCGCUACGAGGAUUUUACAACCAUUGACUGGGUUCAGGAUGCGGUUCAUGAGCAGGCCCGUCGGAGAGCCAAGCGACGGGAUGGCUCUGGGUUUUGGGACCAGGAAGGUACUUUUGGGUGGAGACGCAAAGUGCGCGAGUCCUACGAUGCUGGACAGGCGUGGCUGGUGAUUACAAUUGUCGGGGCGGCCAUUGGGUUGAUCUCGGCUUUUUUGAACAUCAUUACGGAGUGGUUGUCGGAUGUCAAGUUGGGCCACUGUACGACGGCGUUCUACCUCAAUGAGCAGUUUUGCUGCUGGGGUGCUGAAGGAGGAUGCCCUGAGUGGAGACCUUGGACUUCCUACUGGAUCGUGAACUACUUCAUCUAUAUCUUCUAUGCGGUCCUGUUUGCCUUCGUCGCCGCCAGCUUGGUCAAAUCAUUCGCGCCGUACGCCGCAGGCUCCGGUAUCUCCGAGAUCAAAUGUAUAAUUGCGGGUUUUGUGAUGAAGGGUUUCCUGGGCGCAUGGACGUUGCUGAUCAAGUCGAUUGCGCUGCCGUUGGCUAUUGCAUCCGGUCUGUCUGUGGGCAAAGAGGGCCCCAGUGUACAUUUUGCUGUGUGUACCGGAAAUGUGAUCUCGCGGUUCUUCAGCAAAUACAAGCAGAAUGCGUCCAAGACUAGGGAGGUUUUGACGGCCACCGCAGCGGCAGGAGUGGCUGUCGCGUUUGGUAGUCCCAUCGGCGGAGUGCUGUUUUCUCUCGAGGAAGUUGCAUCCUAUUUUCCGCUUAAAACAUUGUGGCGGAGUUACUUUUGUGCUUUGGUUGCGACUGGUAUCCUGGCGGUGAUGAAUCCGUUCCGGACAGGGCAACUGGUCAUGUUCCAGGUGCAAUACGACCGCACCUGGCAUUUCUUCGAGCUGAUCUUCUUCAUCUUCAUUGGUGUCUUUGGUGGACUAUACGGGGCACUCGUGAUCAAGUGGAACCUUCGGGUCCAGGCAUUCAGGAAGAAGUACCUGUCGCAGCAUGCCGUCAUGGAAUCGGUUGUGCUUGCUGGGGUUACUGCAAUCCUAUGCUACCCGAAUAUGUUCCUGAAGAUUAACAUGACCGAAAUGAUGGAGAUUCUAUUCCGCGAGUGCGAAGGCGGGCAUGAUUAUAACGGCCUAUGCCAAUCUAAGAACCGGUGGUCUAUGGUCCUGUCGCUGGCCGUGGCUACCAUCCUUCGCAUCUUCCUGGUCAUCAUAUCCUAUGGCUGUAAGGUUCCGGCUGGAAUUUUCGUGCCAUCGAUGGCCGUUGGAGCAUCGUUUGGACGGUUUGUCGGGAUUCUUGUCCAGGCACUGCACGAAGCGUAUCCGAAGUCGAAAUUCUUUGCGUCAUGCGAGCCCGACAUUCCGUGUAUCACGCCUGGAACGUAUGCUUUUCUGGGGGCCGGCGCAGCUCUGAGUGGCAUCAUGCAUCUGACCAUCUCGGUGACGGUCAUUAUGUUCGAGCUGACCGGAGCCCUAAAUUAUAUUCUUCCAACCAUGAUCGUCGUCGGAGUCACCAAGGCCGUCAGUGACUGCUUUGGCAAGGGGGGUAUUGCAGAUCGCAUGAUCUGGUCCAACGGAUUCCCCUUCUUGGACAACAAAGAGGACCAUGUCUUCAACGUACCUGUCUCCCAAGCCAUGACAUCCGACCCGGUGUCGCUCCCUGCGUCCGGCUUUCCCGUUCGCGAAGCCGAGCACCUGUUAAGUGACAACAAGUUCCAAGGCUUCCCCAUUGUCGAAGACCGGACGAGAAAGACGCUCGUCGGAUACAUCGGCCGCACCGAGCUGCGAUACGCGAUCAACCGAGCCAAAGCCGAGGGGCUAUUAUCGCCCUCCGCCAAAUGCAUCUUCACCCGAGAAGCUGCCGAGGCAUCAGUCGCGCGCCGAGCAUCAUCUACAUCCUAUCUCCACCCGGAGACCUUCGACGACAUCCAAACCAACACAGGGGCCAGUUAUGUGGACUUUAGCCGCUACGCGGACCACACACCGCUGACCGUGCACCCUCGUCUAGCCUUGGAGACGGUGAUGGAAAUCUUCAAGAAGAUGGGCCCGCGAGUCAUCCUCGUCGAGCACCGCGGUCGCCUAACCGGACUGGUCACAGUUAAAGACUGCCUGAAAUACCAAUUCAAGGUGGAAGCCGAGGAACAGGCCCUGGCGGCCACAAGUCCACCCCAGCUAUCUUUGGGGGGACAAAACGGUCGAAGCAGUGACACGUUAGAGGAACGUCUAUGGCAUCUGAUGCAGCGGAUCGGCUCGAUGCUCCCAUGGCAGCGAACACGAGAGCAGGUAGUGGUGCCGGAGCGCGAACCCACCCCGAGACCUGCACCGAGUGUACGAAACGAAGUCGAUGAUGACGAGGCGAUGGUGGAAUUAGAGGAACGCUAGAUACUUCCUUCACACCAUAUAUACAUCCCAUCCCAUACAUAUAUCGCUAAAUCGAUAGAUAGCAUUGAUACCAAUUCACAAUGUACAUACAUAUACCAUCCUACCAUCC
This is a messenger RNA of Aspergillus ibericus CBS 121593, 2922 nucleotides long. RefSeq names its product chloride channel protein. Bases 270 to 2813 code for a protein of 847 amino acids. Lineage: Eukaryota; Fungi; Ascomycota; Eurotiomycetes; Eurotiales; Aspergillaceae. The transcript has 7 exons. Gene Ontology annotation, biological process: intracellular copper ion homeostasis; transmembrane transport; chloride transport. The record is from RefSeq and is a predicted model, not a curated record. Gene Ontology annotation, cellular component: endoplasmic reticulum; Golgi apparatus; early endosome. Gene Ontology annotation, molecular function: voltage-gated chloride channel activity.